AAAUAAAUCUAUAUUUCGUUUUGUUUCGUUUCGAAUCAAUAAAUAUGUUUUAAAUUUCGUUUCGUUUCGUCUCGUUUCGUUAUGGAAAUGUGUGUUAUCGCAUACCCUUACAUGAUGGUAUUCGCCUAUUUCUGUAAAGUGACCUAGUAAUAGUUUCCGUCAGAACGUCCGGAAUACAGGACAUAUUUUGGACUGAUAAAAUUUCUGAUCAAAUUUGGCAUAGUUUAUGCGUCGUUUCCAAUCAAAAUACAGUCGCCUCUCUACAUCUCGAUAUUGUAUUGAAGUGAUCAUUGUGAUAAGGAGAGACUGAGGAAUGGAAGGAAAUUUGAAAUGGGUACUAGAUCGAGAAUAAACUGGUUGCUAUGAAAAACGACAACAAAACAAAUGUCAUCUCUUGUUUUUGAUGUGUUUGAUAUUCUCCAAAGAUGGUCUAGUCUAGUAGCCUAGAAAUAUGAAUAUCUACUCGAGCAGGAGCAACGACCUCGAUAACAGAAAUUGGUAUGAUUUAGUCUUGCCCAAGAGGUACAAUACCAUAGAUACCAAAAACUUAUAUGCAGAAUACUUGAGGCAUACCAUGUUUAGGUAUUUCAACACCAAACCAAUAAUAAUUGGUUAUGCAUUUGGUAUUGAAAUUCAAUUUAAUAACUGAGUUUGUUAUGGCUUAAGUAUUGUGCAUAUUAGUUUUUGGUAUUAUUUUUUUUUUUUUUUUCCUCUUAUGACCAGAACACAUCGAGAUAGAGAUAUAUUUAUCGAGAUAGAGAGAUUAUCGAGAAGUAGAAAGCCCAAAUGUAUGUAGAUUGAAGGGACCGAGGAAACUAUCGAAAUAGGGAGAGACAUCGAGAUAUAGAACAUCGAGAUGUAGAGAGUCGACUAUACAUAUCUAAUAUAAACAUUCCCGAAGUGUGCGUUCUAGAAAACGGCCAAAAGCUAACACCCAUUUUGAAUCCGGAUUACCUCUGGAACCAAGUGGUCAAACCUGGAAAUCUAUAAAGUCCCGGAAAUUUGACUAAAUUUUGCAUUUUUUUGGUGAAAGUUGCGAAAAAAAUGUUAAAAGACAAAAAAGUUGCAGCCAAAAUGAUUUUUAUUUUCAUUUCCAAAAGGGAGAUUGGUAACGGUUGGGUUAAAAAAUCAUUGUUUUUUCGGAAAAAAAAAUAUUUCUCGGGUACAUAUUUAAACGUCGAUUUGUCCGAUCUGAUAGCCCUUCCACGCAAACCGUCACCAUAGACAGAUAGGAGGAGGCUUCGGCUAUCUGUUGGAGGUGUUGGUUUGCGUGGGAGUGCCAUCAGAUUGGACAAAUCGACGUUUGAAUCUUUGUUUACAAAAUCACAUACGUCCUUUUGAAUAAGUACCCGAGAUUUAAGCUCUUUUAAGUGGAAUGUAUUCAACCGUCUAAGACGAGUUCAGUACUCUCCAUUUAAUUCCACUAAUUAUUAUCCACUCAAAUAAUUAGUGGAAUUAAAUGUAGAGUACUAAACUCGCCAUUGUUUUUUGUCAAGAAUCCCUAGGUAAAUCAAAUUUUCAAAAUCGAUAUUUCUUAGAAGCUGCUGCAAUGCAUUUAAAUGACCGUUAUAAAUAUAAAUUGAUGGAAAUAGUAAAAUCUAUCCCUCAGAAGAGCUAAUUUGACCUCUCUUGUGUGAUUUUCCUAUUUUUAUAAUGCGUGAGAAAGGCACCACCUGUUUUUUUUAAAUCUCAUACUGUGAUCUGAUGAUGCAUUUUUUCCGUUCACAUUUGGGUGGUAUGGACUUCUAAAGUACUGUGCAAAUAGAUAGGGCAAGUAGAGCUCAAGUAAUGAUUCCUGUACUGAUAUUCCUUGGGCAGUACGGAGCUGACAAGGAAAACGAACAAUUUGGUCAAGCAGGCGUAUUUCAUUGCAGAAAAUGCUGACUGACAGUUUCCGUUCAGAAAUAACUAAUCGAUACAUUAUUACUCAAGUAAUAGUGACGUUUUAUUAAGAUUAUUUCUAACUAUUUUAAAAAAAUCAUUCGCGUUCAAUUUUUUCUGAUUUCCUAAGUGAAUCCUGCGCUCUGCACUUCCGUUUACAGGUAGGUAAAUUCGCAAAGUUUUCAGUUGGCCUAUAUUUCAGUUGGAAGAAGUUUGGCUAGCCAAUGAUUUACCCGAUGUCCGUUGAUAUUCAAACUUUUUAUAUUGUAGAGGAUCAGUGAGCCAAGUCCAGCGCCGACCAAGCAAUAUCAGUCGACAGUGAAGCCAGUCCUCACCGAGUGCCACUGCAGAUUCCACAUCACGCUAGCCCCAUUGCAAUCGUUUAUUUCGUGCAGCGUGUAGUGCGAAGCACAAAACUCAGUGCAAUACAAUAUUAUCGUCGGUCGUGGUUUCUGUUUCCAUACCGGAAAGUGGUUCUUUUAUUUGGAGAAAUGGAUGAUUUUAUUGAUUACGAUAUAGAAUUGUUAGAAAGUGAAGAAUUGGUUGACCUUACACAAAGUUGUCCCUCUCAAAAUCAACCACCGAAGCCGGCGUCUAAGAAAAAAAGACGGAUGGAAUUUUUCUCAAACGAUGAGAAAAAGCUACUGAUUUCAAAAGUCAAAAGUCAUCCGGCAAUUUGGAGUUUGCAGGAUCCCGAUCAUCAUAACAAUGGAGCAAUUAGAAUGGCUUGGAAGCAAAUCGCUGGUGAAUUGUGCAGAACACCUGAUCAAUGCAAGACGGCAUGGAUUGCCAUACGGGAAAGCCACCGCUAUAGGAAACGCAUGAUGCUGAAGCGGUCUGGUAGUGAUGGUGGAGAACCCUUGCCAGGUCCUUCUACAGAAGAUUUGGAUUGGGAAUUUGCUGAGGAUCUGGCAUUUCUACCAGAUAUUUCGAGGAAGAGAAAGACAUUCACGACGGCGCAGAAUGGUUCUUCACAAAUAGCGUUGGAAAGAAUUACUGGUGAUGCUAACGGAAAUUCUCAAUCUAAUUAUUUUUAUCAAACUCAUCCAUCCCAGCGCAAGCCACGAGAAGAUGAAACGGUUUCUAUAUUGGCUGAUAAUAUUGCUGAACUGAUUCAGCAUCAGAAAUCCACACCGCAAACGGACAGAGAAGAGCACCCCAUUGUGCACAAGACUGCACUAGCAAAUAUAGAUAGGAUGCUACAGCAGCUACCGCCGCACGUAAUCGAAGAUUCCCUAUUUGAAAUAACGACGUUGUUAUAUAACAAGAUAAGGCUCUACCGUAGCGAAUAGUUUGUAGUUUUCUUUUUGUAUAAACAUAAAUGUAGUGUUGAAAAUAUAAAUAAAUUCGAAAAUAAUAAAGCAUACAUAAACAAGC
This is a messenger RNA of Armigeres subalbatus, 3258 nucleotides long. RefSeq lists its product as uncharacterized. The record is from RefSeq and is a predicted model, not a curated record. The coding region runs from base 2373 to 3173 and encodes 266 amino acids. The transcript is spliced from 5 exons. Lineage: Eukaryota; Metazoa; Arthropoda; Insecta; Diptera; Culicidae.